This is a messenger RNA of Paramecium octaurelia, 358 nucleotides long. NCBI's taxonomy places the organism in Eukaryota, Ciliophora, Oligohymenophorea, Peniculida, Parameciidae. The record is from the annotation of a GenBank genome assembly.
AUGUCUCCACCAUUUUUGGAUGUAAAAGCAAGAUAACAAACCUUUUCCUCAGAUAUUGAGUAUAAUGAAAUUCUAGCUUAAUCUACAUUCCCUAUCUUUUUAGACAUUAUUCUACUAGAUAAUGGUAUUUAUUCUUAACUAAUCUUUAGCUUUUUCUUGUAUUGCUGUCCUUAUAAUUUCACAUUAGCUAAUUUUUUAAUCAUAAGAUGCUCUAAUUAUGAAAGGAGAAUUAAUUAAUUAAUCAGGCCAAGAUUUACAAACAUUAUCUAAACAAAAAGGAUGUUGCCUUUUUAAAAAACCAAACAAGAUUAUAUUAACAUUCAUUAUUUAAAUUAAAUAUUACCAAUUUACAAUCUGA